CCGAGACUUGAUGGACCCACCAAGGAGGAGUAUGUGGCAAGUGCUCCUCCACAGCACGAGACUGACUAGUCGAUCGACGUAUGGGUGUGAAUGAGGAACUUGCGGCCUCGUGGUCCUUCUUUGCCUUUCUUUCCCUCCGUCCUCGCCCUCGGAAGGCUCACUCGUCCUCACUUACUCACACACAAAACAGAGACGAGUAAAGGAGUUGAGAGACCAGUGGCGGUAACCGACGAAGAAGUGGCAGCACUCCCAUGAUUAGAGGCUGAGCUUUAAGACAGACUACGUCCACACUGCAAGAAACAGCAAGAUCAGAACAGCAGAAGCACAAGCACAGCAACCCAACCGAAGAUCAGCAACAGCGAGUGUAUUGAAAAGAACGAGGAAGAGGCACACAAGUUCUCAGUGAAUUACUUUGAAUAAACAUCAACCUUUAAAGGGACGAACACGCGAGUGUGCUUGCUUGAGGACCUCGUUAUCCUCGUCCUGUCCGUGUCCGUGAAUGUGACAGUGCUGUGGUCAUUGAGUUUGGGAAAUGAUUCGAACUGACAGCGAAAAUAUCUCGAGUUGUCCUCGAUCAAACAUUGACUGAUUGACAGCAAGUGUCAAACGAUAUAAAUUUUGAGUUGUUUUGAAAAACGAAAUAAUUUAUUGUGGAAGGUGUCUUGAGUCUUUAUCAACCGUGAGCCGUGAUUCGAGAGUAUUGCCAGUUCUGAGGCCUCUCUUGGCUGUACCUACAAUAAAAUGGUAUCGAGCCUUCUCCUAUCUUAGCCACUCAGACUAGGCUCGGAUGAACGGAGAAGAAGGCCAAGAAAGUCGUAGCAGAAAUAUAAAUAUAUUUUCGUGUUUUGCCUCCAAGUCAUCCACAGCCAUGCCCAAACUGCAAGGAGUUAAUAUUUGGUUCCUGACGAGUGAAAAUUGAUUUUGGCCAAGUUUUUCUGCACCUCGACUUCCCAUGGUCCGCCAACGGCCUCAUCCAUCAAGUUUUUGUGACGGAAAAUUGAACGACAUUGAAUGCCCUUGGUGGGACGCACCAAAGUGGGUUGCCAAUGCUUUCCUGCCAUCGAUGGAACAUGUGCCUAAUGCCUUGGAUCCUCGUCUGAUGAAGGUUGGUUCGGCUGAUCAAGCUGGAAAGCAUAUGGAGCAUCUAGCAACAAAUAUAACAAUUCUCCCACCCUCGGGAAUCGAGACCUCCGUGCCCACCCAGCUGGUUACUGUGACUCGUAAUUAGUUGGAGGCGAAAAAGUGUUUUGUGUGUGCGUGUGUCUGCGCACAUGUGUCAAAAAUUCAUGAGCUCACUUCCAGACGAGCCAAGUGUUCCCCCACAACAGACAAGAAGUUCACGAUGCUAAGGCAGAAAAAGAACGAGCGCUCCAAGCCUCGAUCCAGUGGAGGUGACAAUCGUGAUGCGGCCGCCUCGUCUUCGAAGAAAAAGAAGUCUCAGAAUCGAGAUGACGGCACCGCCCGUUACCACGCUCUGGCAGAUUCUGACGACGAUGAUGGAAGGUCCAAGCGAUCUCAUCAUCGAAAUAGGAAGACCAAAAGAGAGUCCGAGAACCUCAAGCGUCAAUUAUGCCAAAACGUGACCUCUGCCAUAGAAGCGACCUCUAGCGACGAUGAUAUUGAUGUGGAAUUACGUGAAGGCAUUAAUAAUGUUAUGAAAUUACGGGACGAAUAUGACAAGCUAGAAGGCGCUCUUCGUAAACUCGGCGUUGACCCCGAGUCGAUCGUGAACGUUGACGAUCAAGAUGACGAAGAUGGCGAAGAGGAAGGUGUCUACGACGACGAUGAGGAUGAGGACGAACGUGGUCAGAACAGUAAUGGAUCUUUGUCUCACCAUCCUCAACUUCACGGGAGCAGCAGACAACACCAGCAGGUGGAUGAUUUGUUGCUUGAUGAACUCGACCCACUGAGUAGUCUGCAAAACAGGACUGCCAGACUCAGACGACACCUUGAUAUACUAGAAGAGGUGGAUGAAAGCCUGUUAAGCUCUGAUGCGGGGGGUGAUGACUCGUCUUCCGUGCCACCCCUUCAUCCAUCCUAUCCUUGGGUACAAAUGGCUCUCCCUGGCGGCGGGAUUGUGUCCGUGCCUUUAGCCUCCACUUCCAAUCCCAGACAGCAGGGGUCGUCCUCUUCGCGGGCCACGCCCAAGGCUCCACCUCCUUCCACCUCCUCCCAGAUCAUUGACCUUGGAGACUCCCUCAAUCAUCAAUCCAAUCUGAGCAGCAGUCUCUCGGGAUUAGGAUCGGGCAGUUCAGCUCGAAUCCAAUCGCCCGACUCGGUCCAUGAUAAUCUGCCUUCUUCGGGGGCCCAAAGGGGUGGUUUUGGUCUGGACGGAACUUGUUCCUCGUCAUUGGGCAAGCCCGAUCUCCUUACUGUGAAUGCCGGCGAGCCAGUCACCCACUUUAAUCUUGAUCAGUUGUUGGAGAUCGUCCAAAGCUUCCAACUCGACACGACCUUGGCGGGUAACGAGGAUAUGGCGUCGCACAACCUCCAAUUGGCGUUGGCCAACCCGCCCACCGACUCUCCCAUAGUCAAGCACUCGCAAGAUGGUCUUGACUUAGGCACAAGCUGUGAUUGCAAACCAUGUGAUACCUUAUCUGAGGUGGUGGAUUCGUCCGGAAACGGAGGCGAGGUCCAACCCCGGGAAACUCAUUCUUGCCCAAGUUCACCUACAGAAACCGAUUGUUCAUCCGGUUUCUCCACCUUGAGAAGGAGAAGCGUUACCCUCACGGAGAAGAUUCGAACGAGCAAGGACGGGAGCAAGACCCAGGUGGUGCGCCAAUACGGUUGCAACACCUCGUCAGCCAAGGAACCUCAGUCAGUCACUUACCAACAGAAUGCCUUUGUGUACAUUAAUGGCAAGAUGGAGGAGAACCAGAUGGGGAGUCAGUCUUUUCCUUCCCUUUUACCCAUUACAGCCACUUCACCCAUGGCCUCGACCUCGGCAUCGAUGGGUCCGGGGCACGCCACUUUGCCCCGGUCAGCUACGGAAGCAGCCUCGUCUAAUUCCGGAGGCGGGUGGACGACUACCUCGACUACCAAAGCCAAUCGCAAUGCCAGCUCGUCUUCCUAUCGGGGUCAUAUUGUCAGACUCAACUCCAUCGAACCAAAUACUGUCAUGUUCAGCACGAAAGAUUAUCCUCUUCUAAGCGACAUCACAGUGCCAGAGAUCAUAGAUGAGUUGGAAAAGCAAUUUGAAGACAAGUUAAACGACCUCCAAGGUGUGCGGCUUGUGGCCAAUAAUGUCUACAUUUGUCUGAGUAAGAAGGAAAGUCUGCAACACCUCACCACUUAUGGCUUUUAUGUGCGGGGUAUCCCCAUCAAGGUGGUUGACAUUACCAAUGACUCGGUAGUGAUUUGCCUCACAGGUGUGCCCCAUUACAUCACAGACGCAACCAUUACAAUGUUGGUGAGCACGUUUGGCAUUUCCAUCGGUGAGGUGGAGCGCCGAUUCUACAAAGGAAUAGACACUGGUGAGAGAUUUGUGCGCCUGAAACCCCGAGCACACACGCAAGUGCCGGAUUUUGUCACGGUAGGAGGGUGCAAGAUCCUCAUCCGAGUUCUCAAUCAGGAUGAAAUCUGCGAGCCCUACACCCUCCAAAGUGCCGCCACAGUGAGAGAUUCCGAACAAUCAACAAGCCACCCGAAUUCAAGUUCAUCCACCACGUAUCGAACUGGAACGCAAACUGGUGCCAUGAGUGGUCCGAAGUCACGCGCCAAACCCGGGCAUUGCAAUGGAACAGUCAAUUCACCUCCUUCCUCGGGCGAGGUGCCACAGCCCCCCGCCCUCUCUUCAACAUGCAUUCCAUUCUCGAGUUGUUCCUUGACUUCAUCAAGGACAGAGAUGAUCUCAACCGGGGUUACGGGGCUCCUGUCCACGCCUGUGGCCCCCCCUCAACCUCCCCUCACAUCCUCGUUUCGAGAUAGCAACUCUGGCGCGGACAAUUCCUCCAAUUCGUCGGUACCUGCAUCACCCAAAAUCGGAAGAUCGCUGCGAAGUCGAAUUGGAGCUGUGAUUUCCCGCUCGCCGCCGGACAAAAGCACUAGCAAUAACACCAACGGCCAUGGAGGAAGUGGUCUAAACGGAGGAGGAAAUGCGGCCGGAGGUGGAACAGAUGAAGUGGACUUUUCAACCAACAGUUACAUGCCCGGGGAAUCCCUGGAUAUUCCAACCUUAUCUCCACCUCCGUAUAAAGCUCCCUCCUCCAAUGGCAGCACUUCCAGUGUCGUUACGGGAGCGUCCAAUGGACAUCCGAAUUCCUCGUCAACCUUGUCAAGAUUAAGAGGGAGCAGCUCAAUAGGAGAGACAGUCGAUACGAAGAAAGCGUCUAAAGAAUCCUCUGGUGGUGGAGGGUUGGCUUCAUCCCUACGAAAAUACACGCAUUCCCAGCAGUAUAAGUUACCUAAAACGUCAGACUCGAGCAACUCCCUAACCUCGUCCAUGGCAGGAGGUAAAACCAGCAUAGAAGCAGUCCGAGAUGGUUCUAAUAAUAACAAUAACAAACGAGCCUCGGUGGUAUUUGAGGAACCUGGUUCAGGUCCGACCUCGACUAGAAUAACUUCCAAAACUGUGAAUGGAAUCUUAAGGAAAGGUUCGGGCCCAGGUGAUGAGAUCGUGGCCAACGCCGAUCCUCCCCGAACGUCUUCAAAGGCUCGGAGAAAGGACCAUCAUCGCAAGUCGGCCUCCAAGUCGAACCGGUCGUCCAAACAGGGUCCAGUAGAAGGUUUGACCGAAAACGGUGAGGACCAUCGCAGCUCCAGGAGUCGAAGCAACAGUACAAAGAGUAGUUCCAAGAACAAUGCCAGCAACAAUAAAGAGAGCUCGAACUCAGAUGCCAAAAAGAGCCAAAAAGAUCUAGCUCUCACACGAGAUUUACCUUGGUGUGGAUGUUGGGGAAAUGGUUGCCUAUAGAACUUGUGCGGCUUUGAUCUCAUCACUUUAUGAACAAAACCCGGACAUUGGAGCAAUUGAAAGCCAUUUCUUACCGUACGGACAGCUGCCAAGAGCUUUUAGUCAUCUUGAUUUCAUCGGAGCUGAGGCUGUCAGGGUGGACAAUAAUUUGCAGUAUUAAACGCUCACCACCCACAAAAACCAAAGAGGUUAGGCUAACAGAAAUGAUGUCAGUUCAUGAUUGUAGCUCAAAUUCGUUGCACCCGCCAAGGAUAUUCUUAAUUUAUGCAUUAUUAUGAUCAUAGUUCAGAUGAUUUGCGACUUACUACUCUGCUGAAUAAGGCGUACUUCCACAUUUUGUGAAUGGUUUGUUCUCGCCAUCCUGAUUCAAUCUAUCCAUGCAAAAAGAGAGAUUAUUAGAAACUAGUUAACAAUGCUAUUUUUCAAGACAAUUCAGUACAUCAUGCCCUCAAGAUAAUGCUUGAUCCAUUGUAAAAAAGAUGUGUGCACGUAAAUGUAGCCUGCGUUUUCCCUGCUAAACACCUGUAACCUAAAGAAGAUGAUGAUGGUAAAAUCAUUGUUUUUCUGAGUCCCCCUUAACAGUAUUUUUCUUCGAUUUGCCCAACCAAUUCCCUUCAAACCAACCUCUUUCUUCUAUCUCUACACUAUCUUAACCCCCCAUCAAACCUAAGAGUUUGAUGGCCUCAUCUGAAUAUCAUGGUGCUACAUUGCUUUUGAAUCUCUCUAUCUCUCUUUCCAUCUCAUCAAUCUGAUCUUUUGAUCUUUCUCUCUCUUCGCCGUUUCGAACAGAACUCUCUAUUAGCUCUGUGCUCAUUUAUUAAGCUUUGUUUAUAUCGAAUUCAUUUACGUUUUAUUUCCUUCCGUUUUACUUAGAAUGAAAAACUGAAAACAAAGCUCGCCAA
This is a messenger RNA of Tigriopus californicus, 5814 nucleotides long. RefSeq lists its product as uncharacterized. The record is from RefSeq and is a predicted model, not a curated record. Lineage: Eukaryota; Metazoa; Arthropoda; Copepoda; Harpacticoida; Harpacticidae. The transcript is spliced from 7 exons. Bases 1343 to 4912 code for a protein of 1189 amino acids.